AUGAAACAGAGCAAUCACAUUGUGGCUCUCAAGGUUCUUUUCAAGAGCCAGCUUCAACAAUCUCAAGUUGAACAUCAGCUCAGAAGAGAAGUCGAGAUUCAGUCUCAUCUUCGCCACCCUAAUAUACUCAGGCUCUACGGUUACUUCUAUGAUCAAAAACGAGUUUAUUUGAUACUUGAAUAUGCUGCUAGGGGUGAGCUCUAUAAAGAAUUACAGAGAUGCAAAUUCUUUAGCGAGAGACGUGCUGCAACUUAUGUUGCGUCGUUGGCGAGGGCUCUCAUCUAUUGCCAUGGCAAGCAUGUGAUACACAGAGAUAUUAAACCUGAAAAUGUGUUAAUUGGUGCUCAGGGUGAGCUCAAAGUUGCAGACUUUGGUUGGUCAGUACACACAUUUAACCGCAGAAGGACAAUGUGUGGCACACUAGAUUACCUUCCUCCUGAGAUGGGUAAUGUUGGAACACUUGAAAUGAAUUAA
Camelina sativa (false flax) is the source of this 474-nucleotide messenger RNA. Its product is annotated as serine/threonine-protein kinase Aurora-1-like. Gene Ontology annotation, molecular function: protein kinase activity; ATP binding. NCBI's taxonomy places the organism in Eukaryota, Viridiplantae, Streptophyta, Magnoliopsida, Brassicales, Brassicaceae. The record is from RefSeq and is a predicted model, not a curated record. Gene Ontology annotation, biological process: protein phosphorylation.